AUGUCUGACACCUUAUCACUCUUCUCACUCUCUGGCAAAUACGCUGCUAUUUCUGGUUGCACUCGUGGUAUUGGACGUAGCAUGGCUUUGGGUCUUGCUGAAGCUGGCGCAGACGUUUGCUUGUUACAACGCAACUUGGAAGAUACCACGGUGCGCGAUGAGAUUCGUGCUUUGGGACGUCGCGCCGAGAUUGUGCAUUUGGAUGUUAGCGACCAAGCUUCCGUACGUACAGUGAUUGAUCGUACCUUGCAAGUGUUUCCCACGCUCGAUAUCCUUGUUAACAAUGCAGGCAUUCAAAAGCGUCAUGACGCUGUUGAUUUCCCGGAAGAUGAAUUCGAUCAAGUAAUCCAAGCUAAUUUCAAGUCGGUGUGGAUUAUGAGUCAAGCUGCUGCCCGACACAUGAUUCCCAAAGGUUCAGGGAAAAUCAUUUCCACUGCAAGCUUGAUGAGUUUUCAGGGUGGUAUUCGUGUACCAGCGUAUGCUGCUGCCAAAGGGGCUCUCUCAACACUCACCAAAGCAAUGGCCAAUGAAUGGGCCAAACACGGUGUCAACGUCAAUGCAAUUGCACCUGGGUAUGUUAAAACAGACCUGAAUGAAGCAUUACAAAAUGAUCCUGUAAGAAGCAAGGAGAUCCUUUCACGUAUUCCUGCCGGACGAUGGGGUGCACCCGAUGACUUUAAAGGACCCGUAGUUUAUCUUGCUAGUCGUGCAAGUGAUUAUGUACAUGGCGAAUUAUCAGUGGUGGAUGGUGGAUGGCUUGGUAAGUGUGCUUAUUGA
This is a messenger RNA of Lichtheimia ornata, 777 nucleotides long. Its product is annotated as 2-deoxy-D-gluconate 3-dehydrogenase. The record is from RefSeq and is a predicted model, not a curated record. NCBI's taxonomy places the organism in Eukaryota, Fungi, Mucoromycota, Mucoromycetes, Mucorales, Lichtheimiaceae. Gene Ontology annotation, molecular function: oxidoreductase activity, acting on the CH-OH group of donors, NAD or NADP as acceptor. The coding region runs from base 1 to 777 and encodes 258 amino acids. The transcript is spliced from 4 exons.